Molecule: messenger RNA, 3325 nt
Organism: Silurus meridionalis
Lineage: Eukaryota; Metazoa; Chordata; Actinopteri; Siluriformes; Siluridae
Gene: tp53inp1
Product: tumor protein p53 inducible nuclear protein 1
Exons: 4
Coding region: 441-1169 (242 amino acids)
Biological process (GO): positive regulation of DNA-templated transcription; autophagosome assembly
Cellular component (GO): nucleus; autophagosome
Source: RefSeq, a predicted model, not a curated record
UUUUUGCACAACAAUAACAAAGGAGCGCAGUUAGACCUCGAAGGGACAGAGAGACAGACGGAGACAUAAGAUCGCUUUUAAGGGUCCACAAAAUACUGUUUUCUUCAAAGAAGAAGUAUUAUAUAUAUAGAUAUAUUUAUAUCGUCUAACAUAUUCUACCUCAGCCUUCAAGCGAGCCGAGUUCGGUUUGGGUGUUUUUUUGUUCCCAUCUUCCUGUUUACACCAGUUCACUGCCGCAGGGCCUUAACUUUUUCACGUGUGGCGAAAGCUAUGACUGAGCUUUAAGUAUUCCUAAUAUGGGAAGGAGAAACUCAUGCAAUUCAGCACCUUUCCAGAGGCUUCUGUGAGCGGCUACAACAGCUGAUGACCAAAGAGCCCCAUCCUCAAGCGACAUUAGCAGGACUGAUCUGGCCCUCUCCUCCUCUCCCAGUUUCCUUGCCAUGUUCCAGAGGUUCACCAGUAUCCUGUUUGGAGAUGCCCUGGAGGAAGCCAGCGAAUUUCCUGCAGAUGUGGGCUUUAACAGAAAUGAAGAUGAUGAGGACUGGAUCUUCGUUGACUAUCUUGCUGAAACUUGCUCCAGGGCCUGCAAGGAUGAGCUGAUAGAAGUCUGCUCAGACACCAUAGAUGCUCCUGAGUGCCCUCUGCGCUGCUCCUCUUGCUCUUCUCUGGACUCAGCUGCGGACACGGAUCCUGAAGACAGAGACUUCUUGCGCCUGGAUGCAGAGGGUGGUCUGGAAGAAAGCUGGUUUAUCACACCGCCUCCCUGUUUCACGGCUGGAGGAAGGGGUCCAGUGCUUCUGGAGACCAGUCCUCUUGAGAACCUGCUCAUUGAACACCCCAGCAUGUCUGUCUAUGCUGUGCAUAGCUCACACCACCGCCAACUGAAGGAAAACUCCUGCGAACCCAGCAUCCUCAGGUCUGAAGUUCAACGCAGACCCAGUCACCCUACUGGCUGCUAUGCAGCCACUCUUACUGCCAAACGUGCCAGCUUCCUCGAGCAGGCCAGAAAUGGACACCUGGUUCAGAGGAUUCGAGACAACGUGCAGCGCCAGCAGCUGUCCCGCAACGCGCUCCGCCGCCUGAACCUGCUCCAUGAUGGGGGAGCCAGACAGGCCAAAGCCGCAACAGGUCAUGUCCACCAGCCUGGACAAAGGCAGUACAACUACUGAGACCAUUGCCACUGUGCUGCCCAAAUAAUACACUCUACUUUUCUCUGUCUCUCUCUCUCUUCCCAGCUCUAUUCUAGGAGUUAGUCUUUCUUACAUAGACACAAUGGGAUUCUUCAGACUCAAUAGCAUAGGUCACUUUACUUCAGCGCAGGUACCAAUCUGCUCGAGCGUAUGUCCAAAUCAGGCUUUGCAUAGCUCUGGUUCUCCUACCUGGAGCUGACAACAAAUUCUAACUGUGUCACAAGUUAAGAGUUCUAACAUAAUCGUUCACAUCUGUAUGCACUUCACAUACAGAGCCUUGUGUAUUGUGAAUGUAGGUUUAUGUCAUCAUUAUUAUCAUUAUUCUUAUUUGCAUGUAUUUCAGUGGACAUUCAGGAAUCGUAUCAUCCUGUGCCUACUUGCUUCAGAUGUAAUGUUUAUGGCCAUUUUUUUUGCAUCAACUGCAUUUUUGUUUCAGAGUGAAUCGAUCUGCAGAUCAAGGUUUCUGUUUGAGAAAAAUUCCUUUGGCUUCAGUACUUUAAGUCUAGCAUUACUUGUCACUAAAAGCCUUCAAUAGUAAAUUUCCAAAAUUGUAAGAUAUAUUUAAAAAAAAAAAAAAAGUAUGAAUAUUUUUAAAAAGAAAAAAAACACUUAUAGUGUGUGUGUGUGUGUGUGUGUGUGUGUGUGUGUGUGUGUGUGUGUAUAUAUAUAUAUAUAUAUAUAUAUAUAUAUAUAUAUAUAUAUAUAUAUAUAUAUAUAUAUAUACACCAGUAUGAAGUUGUAUGAGGUUGUUAUCUACAGUGUCGGGUAUGUACGUUUUUUAAGGUAGCUGGCAUUUUUGUAUGACAUUAUAGGGCAUAAAAACAGUUUGUUUUAUUGUUGGUUUUGCUUUGAUUCUGCCAUACAUGUCUCAGGGUCACAACGCAGUCACUUGUUCUCUACUAAAAUGCAGAUUACUUGACAAUUGUUAAUUGUAUUUGUACAUACUGAAGAAUUUCUUAAAUUUGCCAUUGUGUACAUUGCCUUGUUAAAAAUAUUUGUAAUUAAUCACUUUUAACUAAGCUGAAUGAGAGCGAAAGGCUUGUUUGUCCUAGGACUGUGAACACAAAAAUCUUUCUCUUGACUGUUAUAAUCUGCAAACAAUGAGUAAAACUGUUUUUUUUGUUUGUUUGUUUUGGGGUUUUUUUAAAUAAUUUUUAAAGUGUUUUUUCUUCACUGUAAUAGCCUUUUGCAUAGGUCUCAUGCCUCAUAUUUUAUCAAUUACAUAAAUGUUGUCUUUGCUGAGGUAAAUAUUUAAACCUGAUGUAGCAACAUAUAUAGUCUUUGGUAAUGUUAUAUUUGGUCGAAUUUGUUCUUUUUGUCUACAUGCGUGUUUAUUGGUCUGUCUGAAAUAACACAGAAGUAGUGUUGAGAUGUGUUAAAUGUCACGUUCAGAUGAACUAGACUGAUCCAUAUGAAGUGCAGGCUCAAUUCAUUGCAAUCACAGUCAGUGUUCAUAAAAAUAUAUUCACUGUACUUGGGUGAGCAAACUGAAUAGCACACCUAAAAUGCUCUGUCCCUGAACACAGGAAUAUGAUGUGUGCUGUUUCUUUAGCAUUAUGUCGGCAGUAGUGGGGAUUUUUAGUAAUGCGGCAGCUUUUGCAUGUUUUAUUUUCUGGAGGAGCAGCAUUUCAUUUUGUUUUCAGCUAUCUAACUUUUAAUGUUAAUAACAGGGAUUUUUAUUUUGCCUUGAAAUCUGUUAAGGAUCUCGUGCCUUCCAGGGUAUCUGUGUGACAAUGCAUUAGUGCAGAACUUGAACUCUGUCCAAAGGGACUUUUAACUCACUAUGCACAGGGGAUUGAAAUUGUCUCUGUGAGCCACUCACUCUGUCCUUGUUUUUCUCCAUUAAAAAAUGUAGCAAAGGUUCUCUCUGUGUGUGUUGAUAAAUAACAACGUGCCCUUUUUCUCUCAGUGUCCCAGUCAGACUUCUUUAAUUUUCAGUUUACUGGAAUAAACAGCACUUUGCCAAACGAGUAGUACCAUAUGUUUUAUUUUCCCUUUUCUUACAUUGUUGAUUCAUAUUUAAAAAUGUACACCAUCUUUUAUUUGUAACUAGCAUAAUAUACUGUUGUAAAGCCUCUUCUUGGUAUAAUUUAUGCUCCUAUAUUUUUCAAUAAAUACUCUGGUUUUUAAAUGGA